Molecule: messenger RNA, 1353 nt
Organism: Physeter macrocephalus (sperm whale)
Lineage: Eukaryota; Metazoa; Chordata; Mammalia; Artiodactyla; Physeteridae
Gene: C15H8orf76
Product: chromosome 15 C8orf76 homolog
Exons: 6
Coding region: 41-1219 (392 amino acids)
Molecular function (GO): protein binding
Source: RefSeq, a predicted model, not a curated record
AGGCAUCGCCUGCUCUCGAUGCUCCUGUCUUCGGCGCGCAAUGGAAACAGGCUGCUGGUUGCUUGGCGGCGAGUUCGAGGACUCUGUGUUUGAAGAGAGGCGGGAGAGGCGGCCUGGACCGCUUGCGUCCUACCGCGCCAAGCUCUGCGAGCCGCAGUGGUUUUAUGAAGAAACGGGGAGCAGUGAUGAUGUUGAAGCUCUGACUAUCCAGAAAUUCAAAGGGGACUUGGCCUAUAGACGGCAAGAGUAUCAGAAAGCACUGCGAGAGUAUUCCAGUAUCUCAGAAAAACUGCCGUCUACAAAUUUUGCCAUGAAAAGGGAUGUCCAGGAAGGCCAGGCUCGGUGUCUCGUUCACCUGGGAAGGCACGAGGAAGCCCUGGAGAUUGCUACAAACUUGGAAAAUAGGGCAACUAACACAGACCAUUUAACCACUGUGCUCUACCUCCAGUUUGCUAUUUGUUCAAGUUUGCAGAACUUGGAGAAAACAAUUUUCUGCCUACAGAAACUGAUUUCUUUGCAUCCCUUUAAUCCUUGGAACUGGGGCAGAUUGGGAGAGGCUUACCUGAAUCUGGAGCCAGCGCUUGCAGCAUUGCUUGCGUCAUCUCAGAAACAGAACAGUUUCACCUCGAGUGACAAGGCUAUCAAAUCCUCCUGUCCCCACUCAGGAAAAGACUGUGUUUUGUGUUUCCCUGAAACGUUGCCUGAGAGCUCUGCGUUAUCUGUGGAAACGAGCAGUGGUAAUAACCAGAAGAAUGAGAAAGCUUUUAAAAAUAUUCAAAACUGUAUGGCAGAAGAGAGAACAGCAGUGUUGCUAGAAACUCAGAUGAAAGCCUGUGCCUCUUUUAUACGAACCAGGCUUUUGCUUCAGCUCGCCCAAUCUCAGCAAACAUCGUUUGCUUUGGAGAGGAACUUAAAGACUCAGCAGGAAAUUGAAGCUAAAAUGAAAGGGUUCAGCUUCAAAGAAGACACUUUGCUGUUGAUAGCAGAGGGGUGGUUUUUUUUUCCCCCCCUCCUACUGCAGGUUAUGGGCGAAGAUAUCGUCCCAGAAAAAAUAAGAGAUGAGGUUCACACAGAGGUGAAGUGUGUUGGCCCUGCAGCCCUGACUGCCUUGGUGAUUGCGUCUUCGAAAGAAUUUGAAGACAAGUGGUUCAGAAAGAUCAAAGACCACUUCUGUCCCUUUGAAAAUCAGUUCCAUACAGAGAUACAGAUGUUGGUUUAGUGGUCCCUUUAAAAACAGAGCAAAACAUCUUGUAUUGUAUUAAUUGUGCUGGUUUACUUCAGACAGAAUCCACUGCUAAUCAUGGAAUAUACUGAAUUAAAAACAAUUAUUUAUGUCUUAUAAAAAUGGCUUCU